Messenger RNA from Prunus armeniaca (apricot), 198 nucleotides. The record is from the annotation of a GenBank genome assembly. NCBI's taxonomy places the organism in Eukaryota, Viridiplantae, Streptophyta, Magnoliopsida, Rosales, Rosaceae.
AUGCGACUCCAGGGGCUAUUAGAGUCCUUAAGCGAUCCAGAUGAAGAGGUGGUCUUCUCCACCAAUGUCUUCAAGCACGGCCUUCAGCUUCCGUGGAGGCAUUUGGCCUGGGAAUUUAGGGAGAAUCGGCUUCAGAGAGCUCGAUUGCAAAACUUGAGAGUGCCGAUUUUGAGAGCACUGAGGAAGUGGGGGUUAUAG